AAGUGCGCGUAAAGUGCAAGUAUCCUUAAAAGUGGAGUUGGCAAUGUCUGUGUGCAGAUGUCCAGGAUGCUAACAAAUUGUGCCAAUGUGCUCAGAAGACACCAUCAAAGAUCUAAAGAAACUCAUAGCUGCUCAGACAGGAACGCGAUGGGAGAAGAUAGUUCUGAAGAAGUGGUGAGCGCAGGAGACUUCUGCCUUUUUAAGCUCUUGCUCCCACCGCAUAUUACUAGCGGACAUGAGUUAUGCAGGUACACAAUAUUUAAGGACCAUGUGACGCUAAGUGACUAUGAAAUUCAUGACGGAAUGAACCUGGAGCUGUACUAUCAGUAACCGACCUCUCUCCUUUACCAAGCGCGUUCUCUUCUGUGUUAUGGAGGUAUACACACAAGGGCUGGAGUCCUCCUACUUGGAUUGCUGGAACAGUACUUUGUAGCCAUCUUAAAGACUAUACUCACUAUCCAUUACAUCUACAUUUAUUUUCUGUUAAUUAGUUCUUAAAAUAUAUUAAAGACAAACCAUUUUGACUAA
Molecule: messenger RNA, 528 nt
Organism: Pseudophryne corroboree (corroboree frog)
Lineage: Eukaryota; Metazoa; Chordata; Amphibia; Anura; Myobatrachidae
Gene: UBL5
Product: ubiquitin like 5
Exons: 4
Coding region: 58-330 (90 amino acids)
Biological process (GO): mRNA splicing, via spliceosome; protein modification process
Cellular component (GO): nucleus; cytoplasm
Molecular function (GO): protein tag activity; protein binding
Source: RefSeq, a predicted model, not a curated record